UUAAACGUACUUUUUUUAUUCUUUUCUAAAUACAAUGACCAUAUUUCAGUAUAUUACAUUCUUUGUAGCCCUUAUUUUCAUCAUAUUCUACAAUAUAUGGAAACGCAACAAAAAUCUACUUACACCAAAUUGGCCAAUAGUUGGCAUGCUACCAACACUUUUGCAUAAUCUAUCCAAUAGGCAUGAUUUUGGAACCUAUAUUUUGAAACAUCAUGGAGGCACUUUUCACUUUAAAGGACCUUGGUUCACAAACAUUGCCAACUUUAUCAUCACCAGUGAUCCUAUGAAUGUGCACCACAUCACUAGCAAGAAUUUCACCAACUAUGGGAAAGGGUCUGAUUUCCAUGAGAUUUUUGAACUUCUGGGUGUUGGUAUUUUCAAUUUGGAUUCCAAUGAAUGGAAACAAAGGCAAUGAAGAGAAAAGAAGAUUGAGAAGCAGUGAAGAUGUGGAUGAAUCAAAUUCUUGCUUGCUAAAAGAACUAAUGAAGAAAGGAAUAAUGGAAAAGGGAGAAAUGGUUGAGAAAUACAUUAGAGACACUACAAUCAAUGUUUUGUUUGCAGGAAAUGGAUCAAUUAGUUCAAGUUUGUGUUGGUUCUUUUGGCUUGUUUCAACUCAUCCUAUUGUGGAAGCAAAAAUUAUUCAAGAGAUCAAAGAUAAUUGUUUAACACAUAAGGAAAAUUUGAUCACAAGUUUAAGUGUAGAAGAGCUUGAUAAGCUAGUUUACCUUCAUGGAGCUAUAUGUGAAGCUUUAAGGCUUUAUCCUCCUAUAGCAUUUGAGCACAAGUGUGCAGUUAAAUAUGAUAUACUACCAAAUGGAGAUCAUGUAAGUCCAAAUACAAAGGAAAUAUAUUAUUUGUAUGCAAUGGGAAGGAUGGAACAAAUAUGGGGUGAAGAUUGUUUGGAAUUUAAGCCUGAAAGAUGGAUAUCAGAUAGAGGACAAAUUAUACAUGUAUCGUCUUACAAGUUCAUAGCAUUCAAUGCAGGUCCUAGAAGUUGUCUUGGGAAAGAUAUGAGCUUUGUUCAAAUGAAAAUGGUUGCUGUUGCAUUGUUAUGGAAGUUCAAGAUACAAGUGGUGGAAGGUCACUUUAUAACUCCAAGGAAUUCUAUUCAAAUUCGUAUGAAACAUGGAUUUAAGGUCAAAAUCAAUAAGAAAUACAUUUGAUUUAAGAAUUGAAUUGAUAUAAGUUCUAUGAAAUUUAAAUUAUAAUGUUUCCUUGAACCUAUUUAUAUGUCUCUAUUUGUUCUAUUCAAAUAUCUUUAUGGUCAGAUUAUACUAUUUUUGUAGUUGUGUUUGUUAUUAUCAAAUGGAUGUGUGUAUUCUUAAUGCAUAUGUUU
Messenger RNA from Trifolium pratense (red clover), 1336 nucleotides. Its product is annotated as alkane hydroxylase MAH1-like. Gene Ontology annotation, molecular function: iron ion binding; oxidoreductase activity, acting on paired donors, with incorporation or reduction of molecular oxygen; monooxygenase activity. Lineage: Eukaryota; Viridiplantae; Streptophyta; Magnoliopsida; Fabales; Fabaceae. The coding region runs from base 288 to 1163 and encodes 291 amino acids. The record is from RefSeq and is a predicted model, not a curated record. The transcript has a single exon.